Molecule: messenger RNA, 993 nt
Organism: Parnassius apollo (apollo)
Lineage: Eukaryota; Metazoa; Arthropoda; Insecta; Lepidoptera; Papilionidae
Source: the annotation of a GenBank genome assembly
AUGGAGAAUACUAAAAACCUUGAAACAACUGCAGUUAUUGAAAAUGAUGAACUCAUAUCUGACACUUUGCAUGAAGAUAAAACUUAUUUUGAUGAUUUAAGUAAAAGUACUGAACAGGAAGAAAAUGACGAACGAGAUGUGGUAGAAUUGGUGGGGUUACAAGAAGAAUAUGAAAAUAUUUCAGAAAACCAAGAAAAGUUGUCCCAAAAAGAAGGCUCAGAAUCAGUAAAAACCUUGAUUGAUAAACAAAUAGUUGACACAAAUGCAAUAGAAGUAUUAAGAGGAAGUGAAGAAGAAAUGACUGAAGUAAAAAUUAGUCCAGAAGCAGCAGGAGAACAACAAGAAAUAGUCGAAGAGGAAGAAAAUGUAUUGAAUGAAGAACCUCCACCAGAUCCUAGUGCUCCAUUAAACCUUAGAGAUUCAAAAGAAGCUCUUAAAGAGCCGUUCAACCUCCGACCAGAUCAGUUGGCUGAAGUAGAACAGCUUUGGGAUUUUUUCCAGGAUUACACUCCAGUCUACACAGAUUUAGACAAUUUUAUAACUAAAAAGGAAUUGGUCUACAUGCUCAAAUCUCUUCUUCUUAUGACUUAUACAUCAGAUCAACUGCAAGAAUUAAUAGAUUUUUGUGUGAGGCCCCCCCAUUCAGAAGGUCACAUCACAUUUGAUCAAUUUUUAAAGAUAGUAACAAUAAGACAAAGAGAUAUACCUAUAGAAGAAGAAUUAAGAUCAGCAUUGCAAGCACUUGAUCCCGACGAAACUGGUCUGAUAGACAGAGAGUUCAUGAAAGAAGUGCUAACAAAGCAAGGCCAUAAAAUGUCCCCAAGGCUAGUUAAUAAACUUAUAAAAGAAGUCGACAUUAGCAAUGAUGGUACGAUUGCUAUCGAAGAUGUAGUUGGGAAUAUGUGUAUUGAUUUAAAUAAGGAUGAUAUUUUAAUGCUUUUAGCAUCAUUGCAACCUGAAUCUAAUGAAAAAAAUGAAGGAGAUAUAUUUUGA